AUGGAGCGCUCCAGAUCCCCAGUCCGGCGAUUCAACAUGGUGCCGCUGCAUCCCUUUGUGGGGGCUCGUGUCGAAGGGAUUAACGUGUCCAAGGUGAGCCAGCAAGACAUCGCGGAUGUUUGGGCGCCGGCCUUGGAGAAGUAUGGCCUACUGCUCUUCUCAAAUCAAGACAUCUCCCCAAAGGAGUUCUUCAACUUCAUGAAGUGCUUUCCGGAUGUAGACCUGGACGAGCUCUCAGUGAACCCCUUUGCCCAAGGAGAUCCAGCCUGCCUGCCCGAGCUUCCAACGGUGCGCGCCAUUGGCACGCCUGACUCUGACCCUUCCUUGCAUAGGGGCGCCACGCCAGAGGAGAACCGUAUAGGCAAGGAGUGGCACACGGACGGUUGCGGCAUCACCGGGCUCCUGGCAGCCCAAGUGCCACUCCUCGCGCCGAAGAGGACGACGCUCUGGGCCAGCGGCUACCGGGCCUGGGAGCUUUUGGAUGAGGAGAUGAAGCAGAAGGCCAUGGACUUGCAGGCGCACUUCGGGCCGGGGCGCACCAUGGAGGCGAGCCUUGCGGAGAUCUACCGACGCGGGGGCCGCACCAAUGCCAACGGCCUGAAGCUGCUGCGGGAGGUGGAGCGCUCUCGGCUCUCAGAGGAGGAGCUGAGAAGGCGCGAGCACCCCACGAAUCUGAGAAGGUAUCUCCAAUACGAUGGCUGUGUGGUGAAGCGCCAUCCCUCUUCUUAUCGAGCUACCCUUUGGAGCACACCCAUUUUCUUGGAGAGUUGCAGCGGGAUGAGCUGGGAGCAGGGCCAAGAUCUCAUGGAGCAAAUAUUGUUGCCAGGAACCUCAGGAGAUGCGGUUUAUGUGCAUGAAUGGAGUUUAGGGGAUUUCGUGCUUUGGGAUAACCGGAGUACGUUGCACUCGACCACAGAAGUGGUGGAUGCACCACAGCUAAUGUAUCAAGCGUUCUUGCGCACCAAAAUGCCUAUGAGACCCCUGUAA
Effrenium voratum is the source of this 987-nucleotide messenger RNA. The record is from the annotation of a GenBank genome assembly. Lineage: Eukaryota; Dinophyceae; Suessiales; Symbiodiniaceae.